AUGCCACCACGUGAAGAGUUCUCGACUAAAGGAUUAGAGGGUGCACCAUGUAAUGAUAUAGGUUGGCACUUUGGAACUCAAGUGCCAAAUGCGAAAGGAAAUAUCGUAUGUAAACUUUGUGGUAAAGUUGUGAAAGGAGGAAUAACACAAUUUAAAGAGCACAUUGCUCAUAAAAUCGGCAAUGUUGCACCAUGCCCUAAUGUUACUGGUGUCAUUAGAGAAAGUAUGAUGAAUAUAGUGAAAGAAAGCAACACAAAGAAAAUAGACAAAAAGAGGAGAAAAAAUGAAUUCUUAUCUCAAUUAAUAGAAGAGGAGGAUGUACACGAGGAAUUCAUUGAUGAGGUUUCUGUUAUAAGCCAAUCAACUCGAGAAAGUAUCCAAUCACAACACGAGUGGUAUAGAAGGGAAGAAUUCAAACGAAGUACUGGUGGUUGGGAUAACAUUUAUGAAGAAGGGCGAUCUUCUCAUGGAUCAGCUAGAGAAUAUCAUAGAGAAAGAACAAGUAAAUCCAUCCCAAGUGAGUCUGAGUUUACCUUAAGGGGAGCUAUACCUAAAUUGGUUAGAAGCAAAAGUUCAAAGCAACCAAAGGUCAAUGACUCUUUUUUAAAGAGUUUUCGAAGGAAGAUAGGUGAAAUGGUAUCUAAAUUUUUAAUAUAUGAAAUACUUCCUUUUCAUUUAGCAAGCUCUCCAUGGUUGUAUAACUUAAUUCAAGUGUCAACAGAAGUUGGACAAGGUGUAAAGCUCCCAACACCUUAUGAGGUUUCAGAUGUGUAUUUGGAGUCAGAGUAUCAACGAGUUCGUGAUUGGGUAAAUGGACUAAAGACCCAUUGGAAAGAAUUGGGUGCAACUCUAAUCUGUGAUGGUUGGACCAACAGUUUGAAUCAAAUGCACAUCAUUAAUUUUCUUGUUUAUUGCAGUAAAGGAACCAUUUUUUGGAAAUCGGUAGAUGUCUCAAGUGUCCGUAGUAGAGAUGUUGAAUUCUACUAUUGUUUAUUAGAUUCAGUUGUAGAAGAAAUUGGAGAAAAUUACAUUGUCCAAAUAGUGACUGAUAAUGAGGCAACAAUGAAAGCUGCUGGAAAAAAAUUAAUGUUGAAAAGAAAACAUCUAUAUUGGACCACAUGUGCAGCUCAUUGUUUAGAUUUAUGCCUUGAAGAUAUUGGGAAAAAGCCCAGUGUAGCAAAAGUGUUAGAUGAGGCAAAGAAAAUGACUUGCUUUAUAUACAAUCACAUUUGGACUGUUGAUUUGAUGAAGAAGUAUACACAAGGGAAACAAAUACUUCGACCCGCUCUUACUCGAUUUGCAACUCAUUUCAUUCAACUUGACGAGAUAACAAGACAAAAGCAAGGUCUGAGAGAAAUGUUUAAUUCAAAUGAAUUUAAAGAAUCAAAAUGGGGGCAGCAAAAGUCAGGGCCUGCUUAUGAAGCCAAAAAAAUUGUUUUGGGAAAAGAUUUUUGGAAAAAAGCCAAUGACCUCAUAAAAGUUUACGAGCCCCUAGUAAAAGUAUUGAGACUUGUGGAUAGCGAUGAAAAACCAACAAUGAGCUUUAUUUAUGAGGCUGUUGAUAGAGCUAAACGAGCAAUUCAACAAAGAUUGUUGAUAUUUCACCGAAGUGGCGAUGGGCCCAAUGGUGGUGGUUUAAGUCCAAUUAAUGAGGAUGGUGGAUAUAGUGGUGAUAGAGGUGAAAUUAGGUCUUCUGGUCAGUAUGGAGGAGAAUAUGGAGUUGGUACCACUAGUGGACAUUUCCGUGAUAGAUCAGAGUUUGAUGGAAAUAUGUUUCCUGAACCUAGGAGAGGUAGAAGUGAACCUAGAGCUCCAUCAAAAGGAAAAGGCAAAAAUUAUACUUCUAUAGGCUCUUCAUCUAGUAGGAGAUCGAGUUCUAGUAACCUGGGGUAUAGUGAUUCAUCAACUAGCACUCAAGGAUAA
This is a messenger RNA of Gossypium raimondii (Peruvian cotton), 1923 nucleotides long. RefSeq lists its product as uncharacterized. NCBI's taxonomy places the organism in Eukaryota, Viridiplantae, Streptophyta, Magnoliopsida, Malvales, Malvaceae. The coding region runs from base 1 to 1923 and encodes 640 amino acids. The transcript has 4 exons. The record is from RefSeq and is a predicted model, not a curated record.